AUGAUGCUUCAAGUCACAAGACAGUUUCUGGCUGGCUGGGAUUACGAAAAUACUUUUCCUGUAGUAUCUACUGCAGCAGGCAUGAGCAGUUCCUGUGUGACAUUGGCCGAGGUCCUGUGGGCAAAAGGAAGCCCUCUGGAGGAAGAAGAAAUAUGGGCACUCCUCUACCUGUCCACAAUGCAGCUUCUGGAGGAUCUUCACAAAGACCCUGCCAUCUUUGUGAUUUGCCCAUGGUCAGUACUACUGUCUGCUGAAGGAAAUUUGUCCUUCCAAAACAAUGUGUCUCAGAUAGAAGCUGCCCCUUUCAGCCCACCAGAAUUGCUCCACCGCCCAAGUAAAAACCAGCACUUUGGACUAACAAAGAUGCUGGUGUAUUCCUUAGGAAUGACCCUCUAUUGGUCAGCAGAUUACCAGGUUCCUCCAAACCAGUCCCUGCAGCUGGGUGACCAACUACACACACUCUUGCUGACACUCUGUGAAGAUCUGCCACAUAGAAGACUUUCUCCUGAAUCCAUUCUGGAAGCAUGUGAAGCACAUCAGAAUGAAUCUGCUUCCUUACCAGCAAAACUCUACAUAAAGAAAAUGGUUCAGUUUGCAGUGGGAAGUGUCAGUGAGGUAGAGCAGGUGGUCACCGAAGACAGCACAGCCUCUCAGCUGAACAGAAGUCAUGUGAUAAGGAAAAGACUGCAUGAAAAAAUAUCGGACACCUCAACACUGUCAUCCCAGAUGAAUUUUCACCAAGACAAAGGGUCCAUAUUCAUGAACUAUAGUCAGUCAACAGAAGAUUACAGACAACUCUCUGUGGAUUAUAGUGACUCUAAUAGUAUUUCUGAAAGUACAUCUUUGAUACUGUCUAACCCAGGACACAGGAGAGGGAGAGUUCCAGAGACUCACAGAUCAUGUGAUACCACACUUAGUGGGUCAAAGACACAAAGUAGCUACAAGCUCUUCAUAAACAGGGAAAAAUCUGUUGAGAAGUUUUCAGGUCCAGAAUUUAUUAUUUUGUCUAGUGAACCACCAGUGACCUUACAGCUCCCUGGAUCAAUUGUGACUAAAAAAGGGAAAUCCUAUUUGUCCCAAAGGGAUCUCAAUGUGAUUCUACUCAAUGGCCAGUGCCUUGAGGUGCAAUGUGACAUCAAGACCAAGGCAAAAGAUGUUUUCAACACUGUGGUGGCGUAUGCAAACUUGGUGGAACAUUUCUACUUUGGCUUGGCUUACCUGAAAGGUAAAGAAUUCUUCUUUUUGGAUGAGGAGACCAAACUCUACAAAGUAGCCCCAGAUGGCUGGAAUGACCAACCCAAGAAGAAAAUGUCCAUCAUUAAUUUCACUCUCUUUCUAAGGAUAAAAUUCUUUGUCAACCACUUCAAUGUUAUUCAGCACGGCUUGACAAGGCAUCAAUUUUACCUGCAGCUUCGUAAAGAUAUUUUGGAGGAGCGAUUGUAUUGCAGUGAUGAGACUGCCCUGAAACUUGGCGCUUUGGCUCUACAGGCAGAGCUUGGCAAUUAUGCUUCUGAGAUGCAUGGAAAGAGCUAUUUUCGUGUUGAAGACUACGUUCCAGCAAGUCGAAUAGAGAAAAUGACCCUGGCAUAUGUACAGCGAGAGCUUGCUAAAUUACAUCGUAUGAAUCGCUCCCUAUUUGAGGAUGAAGCUGAACUAGAAUUUUUAAAGGUGACUCAGCAACUUCCUGAAUAUGGAGUGUUAUUCUAUCGCGUAUCCCAAGAGAAGAAAGGAACAGAAGGGGACAUCAUCCUGGGAAUCUGUGCCAAAGGCAUCAUUGUCUAUGAGAACAAAAAUCAUACAAGAAUUGCCAGUUUAAGAUUCCAGUGGCGUGAAACAGAGAGAAUUUCAGCUCAUAGAAAAAAAUUCAUGAUUGAAAGCAGCUUUAGUGGCAAGAAACACACCUUCAUUACUGAUACAGCAAAGACAUGUAAAUACCUAUUGGACCUCUGCUCUGCCCAGCACAAAUUCAAUGCACAGAUGAAUUCUAGGCAACUUCGACAAACGUCAUCAGAGGACAGUAAAUUUUUGGAAAUAGACAAAUCAAAUUCUGCAUAUGCAGCUCAGCAUGAACACCUUGCCCUUAUUCAGAGACUGUCUCGCUCAGAGAACAUGCUCUACGGAGCAAACCUGGAAAACCUUUCUGCCGGUAUGAUGAGCAAAUCUUGUGAUAACCUCAGUGUGGAAACCAACAACAGGGCUAGAGAAAAAAGCAAUCUUGGCAGCUAUUUUGUUUCUGCAGCCCCUGGAUCACCAGCCAUCCAAAAGGAAGUUUUGCUAAGUGGUCUAGAAAGAGAAAUUGUUUGUGUCAGCCUAAAACGUGACCCCAAGAAUGGAUUUGGUUUUAUAAUUAUUGGAGGAGAAAAUGUAGGAAAAUUGGACCUUGGUAUUUUUAUCGCUUCAAUUAUCCCUGGGGGACCUGCAGACAGAGCUGGAAAUAUCAAACCAGGAGGACGACUCAUCUCUGUGAAUAAUAUUAGUCUUGAGGGUGUUUCAUUUAAUACUGCAGUUAAAAUAAUACAGAACUCUCCUGAGGAAGUGGAGCUCAUCAUCUCUCAACCCAAAGACAUAUAUGAAGAAGAAUUAAAUGAAGAAAAGAAUCUAUCAAGAGGAAACAGCACUAGUGGAUCUGAGAUCUCUUGUGUUGACAAUGGGAGAAAAAAGAUUCAGGACUGUCAUACAGCUCUCCCCAAAGAACAGGACACAAAUACAGAUGAACUUGAAAAGACUCUCUCUUGGAAUGCAGCAUCAAAAUUGGGCCCUAGGAUUCCAGUCCCUUCAGCUGAUAGCCUGGAUAUAGAGGCAGCUGAUUCUUCCCACUUACCAUCUCCAUCAGAAACCCACUCAAAGGAAAUCUACACUGUGGAGCUUCUUAAAGAAGAUGGGACUUUUGGAAUCAGUGUGACUGGUGGAAUUAACACCAGUGUGCGUCAUGGUGGGAUAUAUGUGAAGUCAAUUAUUCCCAGGGGACCAGCGGAUAAGAAUGGACAAAUAAAGAUAGGUGAUCGUCUGCUAGAAGUAGAUGGCAUCAGCCUCUGUGGCAUCACCCACAAACAGGCUGUGGAACACCUUAAGAAAUCUGGCCAGAUUGCCAAACUGGUUCUAGAAAGGGGAAACUACCAAUUGGCAGAGCCAUGCCUGACCGCUAAUGACAGAAAAGAAGACCAAUGUGCAGUUGUUUCUGCAGCAACAUCCCUCACAGAUGGUAGCAAGGACUGCUGCUUUUUGACAGAUGAUAACACAUUUGAAGUGAAAUUAACCAAGAAUUCUGGAGGCCUUGGAUUUAGUGUUCUGCAGAUGGAAGGAAAUGCUUGCGAACACCUUGGAGGAGCUAUUGUCAGGAUCAAAAGACUGUUUCCAGGACAGCCAGCUGAGGAGAAUGGAGAAAUUGAAGUUGGAGAUGUCAUUUUAGCUGUGAAUGGGAAACCUCUCAAAGGGCUCCUGUACCAGGAUGUCCUGCAUUUGUUAAGAGGAGCUCCUCGAGAAGUUAUGCUGCUACUCUGCAGACCACCAAAAGGUGUUCUUCCAGAAAUAGAGCAGAUUGUUCUGACUCCAGCACCAUCCCCAAUAAAGGACUUUGCGGCAGAAAUGCCAGGCAGCACAGAGGCAGGAAACAGUAUGGAUCAAUCUACCAGUGAUGGAGGUAGCACCUCUCCAGAUCUUGAAGACUGCCUCGAUUCUCCGCUGGGAGAAGAUUUCAGUGAGCCUCCUGGGGAUGACAGCUCAGUUUACGAAGAGCAGGAAGCUGAGUUUCAAGAGAAGCCCAUGCAGAAACUCCCAACUUCCAGAGAGAGUUUCUAUAAGCAUCUUCUGAAGAUUCAUCAAGAAGCUUCCAGUUCUGAAAUCUUCCACUCUCUAGAGGAGGAAGUGAAGCAGAACUGCUACUCACCAUGUGAAUUCGGACAGGCUGAAAGCUCAAUGUCUGUGACCUCACUUCCACGAGGAGGAAGCUCCAAGACAGUCUCUGCAGCUACUGCGACCCCACAGCCACGUAUUUGUGGUCCCUCAUCGUCAUCCCUGCCUGCUAGAGAGACACAUGACAGUGACAAUGAAUGGGAAGACUUGGAGGAACCAGAGGAAGAGAAGGAAGAAAAUGAAAACUGCACUCAGGAAAUGGAGAUCUUUGUGACUUUGACAAAGUCAGAGAACAGUGGUUACGGAUUCUCUGUAGUUCUUAACAAAAUUGACACCUGCCUGUAUGUUGAUGAAAUCCUGAAUGAUCCUGCCCUUUCUGAUGGAAGAUUGAGAAGGGGAGACAGAAUUAUUAUGGUGAAUGGAAUUGAUGUCACAUCUUUGCCGUGCAACGAAGUCCUGGCUUUACUGCAAAGCUCUCCUCCAGAUCUGCACCUUGUGGUUGGUCGUGCUGACAGUGACCCACGUCCCUCAGUUAGGCCAGAUGAGAUUCCUGAAAUUACUCUCACAAAGGGCGCCGAUGGCCAGCUAGGCUUGAAGCUGACAGGAGGAGCUGGAAGCAAGUUACAAGGUAUUUAUGUGCUAGAGAUAGUGCCUGGCUCUCCUGCCAGUGUGGAAGGCAGUUUGCAGCCACGAGAUCAGAUUGUUUACAUCUGUGGACUGUGCACUGAGGGCAUUAGCCUGGAUGAUGCAGUGAGAGUGUGUGAAGCUGCCACCCAGAAUGUUCAAAUAAAAGCCACAAGAAAUGGCAAUCCAGUGGUUCCUAUAGAGCAGGAAAAUAAGGAACAUUUGGAGGAAACAAACUGUGAUGCUCAGCAGGACACCCCCGAUUCUCCAGAAUGUAAAGACUUCAUUAUCAAGAUUGAGCUGGAAAAAGCAGAAAACGGAAGCCUAGGAUUUGCACUGGUAGGUGGAAAAAAUGGCAGGGCUAUCCUAAUAAAAGCCAUCAGCCCGGACAGCAGCGCAGAUCUAGAUGGGAGACUUCAAGUUGGUGACAUCCUACUUAAGGUGAAUGAGACUUUUGUGUCUGGUCUGCCACGCCAAACAGUCACAGAACUGCUGCGCAAGGCUCAAGGCACUGUUCAACUCACUGUCUGCCGAAGUGUGGCUUUGCACUGGGCUUAUUCAGGCAACCAGAGCAACACAAAGGCAGAGCCUGCAAGUGGUGGGGAAAGCCUGCAAGCUCAGCCAAUUUCCAGUUUCAAGGAAGAAGGCUCCAACCAAAUGUGCAACAAGGUAAAAUCAGAGAAGUUUUCAGAAGUUAUCAGGCAACGUGCUCAUCUGUUUGUUUACAACAUGGGCUUGCUGCAAUGUGGGCAAGAACCACACCUUCUUAAUGAAAAAAGUUUAAUGUGA
Molecule: messenger RNA, 5265 nt
Organism: Hirundo rustica (Barn swallow)
Lineage: Eukaryota; Metazoa; Chordata; Aves; Passeriformes; Hirundinidae
Gene: FRMPD2
Product: FERM and PDZ domain containing 2
Exons: 37
Coding region: 1-5265 (1754 amino acids)
Cellular component (GO): cytoskeleton
Molecular function (GO): protein binding
Source: RefSeq, a predicted model, not a curated record